CAUUUUUUGAUUCCGUUGGUUGAUUGUCUGAACAGCAGGCAUUGCUUGCCUUCUUCUGUUCACUGUCAACCAUUCAAUUUGCCAUCGACCAUGACAGCCGUAGCGACGCUGGCCGAUCCAUUGCUGGGCAUAGCGACAGAUUUUGUAAGGCCAGACUUCCAUCAGACGCCGUUGGCACUGGAAGACUGGCUUCAGAGAGAGAAGAAAUUGAGAUUGUCAAAUGACAAUGAAAUAUGUCCAUUGUCGUUGCUACCUCCAGGAUGUCCACUUGGAUCAGAAGCUUGUCCACUCAGACAUGUCGAUCUAAAGACUCUGCCAGAGAAGCUGCCUCAGAAGCAAUCUGCCGUGUGCUGCCGUCACUGGCUUCGAGGAAUGUGCAAACUUGCCGGAGACUGCCCGUUCCUACACGAUUUCAAUCUUAGACGGUAUCCUGAGUGCCACCUGUGGACGACGUAUGGAAGAUGUGCUAUCGGAUCCGAAUGCCUGUACUAUCAUCGCUCAGAUGAGGAUUGGAGAGGGUCUUGCCCGGACUAUGAGCGAGGAUUCUGCCCAAGAGGACCAGGUUGCCCAAUGAAUCACACGAGAAAGACUUUGUGCCCGGCUUAUUUGGCGGGGUUCUGCCCUGACGGUCCGAAAUGCAAGGCUGGACAUCCCUCUCCUUCACGCCCACCGCCAAGCGCUUACAUCAAGCCCUCAAAACCUAUACCAGAUCAUAAUCUUCAAGUUCCCAUUCCCGCGGGCUAUGGUCGAAGUUUGAAGAGCUUUGAUCCCAGCAAUGUCAUUCAGGAUCGAACUGCUGCUUUAGGAGGAGCGUUGAGUGCGUGGAGAGAAGGAGGCGGCAUGCUGGCAGUGAAUGCUAGGAGAAAUGAUCAGCAGGACGAGAAACCACGGCGUAGUGAGAGGAACGAUUCAUCAAGGCCACGGAAAUGGGUUCAAGAUUUAUCGACGGUCUUAUGUUUCCGAUGCGGUGAGAAGGGUCACUUUGCAGAUCAAUGCCGUGGGGAGGAGAAACCAGGGGAUAGAGGUGGACUUCGGUAUAGGCGGGGAUAGUUUGAGGGGCAGCAGUUACAAUGCUCAAAGCACCCGAACCAAGCAUUUUAACGAGAGCAUAACGCCUGAGGGCAUAUUGUUGUACAUUUAUGUUGUCGCCACGACGUACAUCGGCAGUCUGCAUCCAUUUCAUGCAUCGUUGGACCAUUGACCAGUUA
Messenger RNA from Kockovaella imperatae, 1208 nucleotides. RefSeq lists its product as hypothetical. Bases 91 to 1050 code for a protein of 319 amino acids. The transcript is spliced from 5 exons. Gene Ontology annotation, molecular function: zinc ion binding; RNA binding. The record is from RefSeq and is a predicted model, not a curated record. Lineage: Eukaryota; Fungi; Basidiomycota; Tremellomycetes; Tremellales; Cuniculitremaceae.